Xenopus laevis (African clawed frog) is the source of this 2246-nucleotide messenger RNA. RefSeq names its product cytochrome P450 family 2 subfamily A member 6 gene 9 L homeolog (gene cyp2a6.9.L). Gene Ontology annotation, cellular component: endoplasmic reticulum membrane; cytoplasm. Gene Ontology annotation, biological process: xenobiotic metabolic process; epoxygenase P450 pathway. The record is from RefSeq and is marked provisional. Lineage: Eukaryota; Metazoa; Chordata; Amphibia; Anura; Pipidae. Gene Ontology annotation, molecular function: oxidoreductase activity, acting on paired donors, with incorporation or reduction of molecular oxygen; monooxygenase activity; heme binding.
UAAGAAAACAUGGACACAUCAUGGCUGUGGACUCUGCUACUGUCUCUGCUGAUCUCCUGCAUAUUAAUCUAUUCUACCUGGAAUAAAAUGUACAGAAAGCGGAAUCUCCCUCCAGGACCCACUCCUAUCCCUCUGUUUGGAAAUGUUCUGCAGAUCAAGAGGGGAGAGAUGGUAAAAUCAUUAAUUGAGUAUGGAAAAAAAUAUGGUGAUACCUACACUCUUUACUUUGGCCCCAGUCCCGUCAUCAUUUUGUGCAGUUAUCGGGCAACAAAAGAGGCUCUUAUUGACCAGGCAGAAGAUUUUAGUGGUCGUGGUGCAAUGCCAAGUUUUGAUCAAUAUUUUCAAGGAUACGGUGUAGUAUUUACUAAUGGAGAAGAAUGGAAGCAGCUGAGACGCUUUUCCCUUACAACCCUAAGGAACUUCGGUAUGGGAAAGAGAGGCAUUGAAGAAAGGAUACAAGAAGAAGCACAGUUCGUGGUGGAAGAGAUUAAGUCAUACAAAAAGAAACCUUUUGAUCCAACCGAUAUCUUAGUCCAAUGUGUGUCCAAUGUUAUCUGCUCGGUUGUUUUUGGGAAUCGUUUCGAAUAUGACAACAAGGAUUUUCAGAAUCUCCUUUCCCUGUUUCAAUCUGUAUUCCGAGAAUCAAGCUCCGCCUGGGGUCAGUUGUUGAAUAUGUUCCCGCUCAUCAUGAAUCAUAUCCCAGGUCCUCAUAAAAAAGUUAUAAGGGACAUGAACAAGCUGGAAGCUUUUGUUUUACAAAGAGUGAAAGAGAAUGAAAAGACUUUGGAUUCCAACUCACCAAGAGACAUCAUUGACAGCUUUCUCAUAAAAAUGCAGCAGGAAAAUGAAAAUCCCACUUCUGCCUUCCAUAUGAAGAAUUUACUAGCUACUAUUUUGAGCAUAUUUUUUGCCGGGACAGAGACAGUUAGCACCACCCUAAGACACGGAUUUCUCAUACUUCUCAUAUAUCCUGAAAUAGAAGCAAAACUUCGAGAGGAAAUUGACAGAGUUAUUGGUCAAAACCGCAGCCCUACCAUUGAGGACAGGAGCAAGAUGCCUUACACUGAUGCUGUAAUCCAUGAGAUCCAAAGAUUUAGUGAUGUAAUCCCUAUGAAUGUCCCACAUUUAGUCACAAAAGACACACAAUUCCGAGGAUACACUAUUCCCAAGGGUACUGAUGUCUACCCCUUGCUUUGUGCUGUUCUACGGGAUCCUGAGAAAUUUGCCACUCCAUACGAAUUUAAUCCAAAUCACUUUUUAGAUGACAAUGGCUGUUUUAAGAGUAAUGAUGGCUUCAUGCCUUUUUCCACAGGGAAGCGGAUCUGCCUUGGGGAAGGUUUGGCUCGAAUGGAACUCUUUCUCUUCCUAACCAACAUUCUACAGCACUUCAAGUUGCAUACAGAAUCUCGGUUGAUAGAAGAUGACAUUGCCCCAAAAAUGAACGGUUUUGCGAAUUACCCAACGUCUUACCAACUUUCGUUUAUUCCACGUUGAGUCAAGAAGGUUCAUGCAAAUACAGAACACUGUACAAUUUCAAAAGAUCAUCAUAUUUCCAACAAUGCAGCAUUUUUACGCACAAUCGCUGCAAUCGCUGCAACCACGCAGCAAGUUGCACCAAACAAAAACGGAUGCUUAUUACCUUGGCAUUUAUGUGAAUUGUAUGUGAUUUAAUUGACCCUAGUUAGUAGUGGCUAUUGAGACAACCUAGCAGGAGUACCCUGGCAUUACCAUCAUGUCCAGGAUGGUGGAUAAUUCUAGGAUAUCCUUGCUCUUUAGAGCAGAAUGGAAGGGAGCAUUAGUGCUCCUGCAAGUGUGUUGAAGUACAAAGAGCAUGUUUAGGUGAAAGUAACUUAAUACAUGUACCAUUUUGAGUCCAUUUUGGCAUCCCACAUUUGUUUUAAGAUAUAUAGGAAUGUGUCAUUUUUUACUGAAAAUACCCACUCAAGAAGUCUUGGAGUACUCAUUAAUUGUAUUCUGAAGCAUGCUAGGAGCCCUACAGAGCUAUCUAAUACACAUAAGGAGGUAAUCUAAUAAGAGGAGCACAUUUUGAUACAGAUUUAGUCUGUAUCAGAUUUAGAUUAGUACAUCCUGGGCAAAUGUUGCACCUUUUAUCACAUUUCCUCUAUUAUAGCAGCUUAAAUUAUGGCAAGUAGAUAUAAUACUUCAUUCAUACAUGUUAUAAGAUAAGAACUCCUGUAGCUUAGAUAAAAUUUGAAAAUAAAAAUGCAUAUAAAAUUUCCAUUUCA